Molecule: messenger RNA, 630 nt
Organism: Rhizophagus irregularis DAOM 181602=DAOM 197198
Lineage: Eukaryota; Fungi; Glomeromycota; Glomeromycetes; Glomerales; Glomeraceae
Source: RefSeq, a predicted model, not a curated record
AUGAGUAUUUCUCAAGAAAAUAAUAUUCUACCUUCAUCUUCACUACCUUACGGGAACUUGUCUCCCAUGACUUCUGCAACUGGUCAACGUAAUAAUAGUAUGCAGCCAAUAACUCCAAGCCUGGCUUUCUUUUAUAAUCCACCAGGUAUUCUCGUAAAUUAUCAUAUUACUUGUGAAGAAGUACCAAUUUCCUUUGAACUUGUAUAUCAAUUAACAAAUGAUACCGAUGACAACAACCAAACUUAUAAUUAUGAUCAACCGAAAAGUUAUGUAUUUUAUCACAGUCAAAUUGAUACGAAAAAAAUUUAUCAAGUAACUUGCGAAUUAGCUUCAUCCCAAUUUUUAAAUAAAAAAUUUUAUAAUAUAAACUACAACCAGCAGAGUGUUCAACAACAACAUCAACAGCAACAACAGGAGAUUUCUCCACUACACCUUAAAUUUCACUUGAAGCAAUAUUUAAUUAAUUACUUGGCAACUAAAGAAAUUUAUAAACAAAAUUUGCAUGGAAAUAUGAUGCAAGAUAAUUUUAACGACGAAAUCGUGAAUGGUUCUCCUUCUUUUCGUGGCGAUUAUACUCAAGAAUAUGAGAAUAGUCCGGCAUCAUUCAACCAGGACCCCGAGCAAUACUGA